This is a messenger RNA of Paramecium tetraurelia, 165 nucleotides long. RefSeq lists its product as uncharacterized. Lineage: Eukaryota; Ciliophora; Oligohymenophorea; Peniculida; Parameciidae. The transcript has a single exon. The record is from RefSeq and is a predicted model, not a curated record.
AUGUAAUUCCCAUUUAUAUGUUAGGUAUCUGGAUAUUUUGAAAUUGAAGUUACAAAAAAUGGUAAAAAACAAGUUGUUCAUUCAAAAAAAAAAGGUGAAGGCAUCUUUAACGAAAAAACAUGUCAGCCAAUUUUGAACAAAUUAAAGAAUUACGUUGAGGCUUGA